Acanthisitta chloris (rifleman) is the source of this 422-nucleotide messenger RNA. It is a transcript of the gene NDUFB3, whose product is annotated as NADH dehydrogenase (ubiquinone) 1 beta subcomplex, 3, 12kDa. Gene Ontology annotation, biological process: electron transport chain; mitochondrial respiratory chain complex I assembly. Gene Ontology annotation, cellular component: mitochondrion. Bases 1 to 309 code for a protein of 102 amino acids. The record is from RefSeq and is a predicted model, not a curated record. NCBI's taxonomy places the organism in Eukaryota, Metazoa, Chordata, Aves, Passeriformes, Acanthisittidae. The transcript is spliced from 2 exons.
AUGGGGCAUGGAAAUGAGCAUGGCCAUGGCCAUGGCCAUGGGCAUGGCAAAAUGGAACUCCCUGACUACAGGCAGUGGAAGAUAGAGGGUACUCCACUGGAGAAGGUCCAGGAAAGACUAGCUAAACGGGGUCUUAGGGAUCCAUGGGCUCGCAAUGAAGCCUGGAGAUACAUGGGUGGCUUUGCAAAACCGGUCACCUUAACAGAAGUCUUUACUAAGGGACUCAAGUGGGGAUUUGCAGCUUUCGUCAUAGCUCUUGGCAUUGAAUAUACUCUGUUUCCUCCAAAGAAGAAUGGAGGUCAUCACUGAAGAUCAAAUAUGACAACUUAAUACUUACUGAUUACUAAGCUGAAACAUAUAUAAGCCUGCUGCUCACUCUGUACUUAUAAUAUGCAUAUUAAAGUCUAUCACAGGCAAAACCA